CAGACGAUUUAAUUACCCCUCGGGUGAUUUCCCCUGGAGCUUAGGUUUUUUCUGUCACUUUGUAAAAUUAUAAAAAUCAACUCUAGCGAAGGUUGAAAAAUUGGAUAAGUGUUGUUCAACUGCUGUGUUACUCUGAUAGCCACAAGUUUUAAAUGUCGAUGGAUCAAAUUCAAUCUUUGUACACAACGCCCCAACACCUAAAGAAAGGGUUAUAGUUUAUCCAUUCUUUACAAUUUUAUAAGGUAUCGAUACUUGCAAGUGUUGCAACAACAAAAAAAGAGUCGACUCCAUUAACAAUGGAUGAUCCUUCGAUACGAUUUCUCCUAAAACGUUGUAAGAAAAACGAAUUGGGAGAUUCGAUUACAAGCUGAACAAAAUUAAAUCAAUUGUCAGCAGCUUAGACUUUCAACAUUAUAAACAAUUCUAACAAUUGAUGAUGUUACAAACAGUGAAAGCCUGAACAUGUUCAUAACACACGAACUAUUUUUUUGUUCCAGAUGUGUUCAUUUACGUCAUAAGAAAUGAACAAUUCUACCUAUUGUCCAGAAGGGGUUAGACAAGUGGACAUCACCAGUAGUCGAAUUGUGACCAUUGCACUGGCCGUGACCUGUAGUGUUCUGGCCGCCUGCACGUGUAUCAGUAAUCUCACAGUUAUUCUGGCGCUCUGUCGUCUUAGUGCCCAGUCGCCGAGAACUGGCCUCCACACUUCCGGCAGAAGUAACAGCCCGCCAUGUCACAUUCUCAUUGUCUCCAUGUCCGUCACCGAUGCCAUUAUUGGAUUCAUCAACAUUCCUAUCGGGAUUUACGUCAUCGGCAAGAACGGAAGCUGGGUGCUGGGCAAGGAGCUCUGCUUCUUCUAUAUUUGGCUGGACAAGGUGCUAUGCACGGUGUCCAUCUAUCACGUGGCUUUAAUGGCUCUGGACAGAUACAUUGCCAUCUGCAAACCUCUUUUGUACCGCCUGAUGUCUAAAAAAGCAACACUGACUCUCGUUGCCCUGUCCUGGCUAUUCCCAACUACAAUUAGCACAAUUCUGAUGUCAGGGGGUUGGCAUCAUAGCGACAUCGACUGGCUGCUCAGCUGCGCAGAACUGGUCGGUAUCUGCACACCAAUUUACCAAUGGUCUUACCUGAUUGUUGUGUCCAUAUUAGACUUCUUCAUGCCGUUUCUCGUUAUUUUCGUGCUGUAUUUUCUCGUGACGGUAGAAAUUUGUCGACUAGACAAAAAGCCCAUCUCUCGUGGAACAGUGAGUACAAGCUCCAAAGCCAAGCCAAAAUCGCGUGUGGGGUUUAUCCAGAGAUUAGGUCACAUGACACAGAGAGCACAUUCAGGGGAUGGUAUAGAACUACAAAGAAGGUUACCAAGCAAAGAAAAUACAGACGGUGAUAAAUGUAAUGACGCUAAAGGCGCUACCCUAGAACGAAUUCUCAAAUCUGUAAAUAUUGGGAACACCGAUGAACCGCUUAAAGCAAACGAUGGAACUUCAACAUCUUUGUCGUAUGGUUUGGGAACAAAAAAAACAGUGGAACAAAGUAAACAAGAGAUUGUUCUUUCAGAUGAGCAGGAGUCUGGGGAGAUGGAUACUGAUACAAUUAUUUUCGAUUCCAUUGCUCACAACUUCAAAGCAUUGAGAACUGGAAACAGCAAAUCUAAAAAUCAAAACUUAAUUUGCGAAAUGAGGAAAGGCUUUAAAAAUGCGAAACAUGCCCCGAGCUGUGUAGAUGCCAGUGAUGACGAGGGGUUAUCAUUCACCAAGUCGGAUAUAGCGAUUUUUACAGUGUCUUCGCCUAAUUACAUCUGCCCGGGCAGCAGUGAUGCAGUAAAUGGCAGAAGUCGCCUUAAAUACGUCAUUUCCGCUGAGAGCGCGAAACGAAAGUCACGUGACAAGCCGGAAGCUUAUUCGUCAGGACUGAGAAGCAACCAGCAUAUUAAAACAAGCAAAGCUUUCACUACGAUUGGAUGCGUGGUUGUAUGUUUUACCGUCUGCUGGCUUCCGUUCAGCGUUUACAACUUUGCGCAUGCCUACAGUGGCUACAAGAUGGCUACUUGGCCGCAUCUGCUGUUCUCGUGGAUGGGCUACCUGAACUCGGCCAUGAAUCCCUUUUUUUAUUGCUUUACGAGAUCUGUGCGGCAAGCAAUUUUAGCCAUGUUGAGGUUGUCUAAACCACGGAGAUGAUCUGAUAAAGAUGGCGUCUAAAACGAAGAGGCAAAGUUCUAUCAAAAGUGAUUCCUUUAUCUUCAUGUUUGUUUGUUUGUUUUUUUUUUGUUUUUUUUUUGUUGUUGUUGUUUUUGUUGUUGUUUUUUUGUUCUUAAGUUUUGUUGAUAAUGUUGCGGGAGCUAGUUAAAUAUCCUACCUCGUGGAUCUAAUGACGUUUCCCUGAGCAAACCGCACCGGGUGACACCGACUCUAGUGACGCCACUGGUUCAAACAUGAAUUUAUAACUACACUUAAAGUACUAGAGCCCUACAGCCUUGGAAAUGCUGCUCUGUGGUCUCUCUACAAUAUAAAAAUUAAUGGUCCUCACCACUCAAUUAUUCUCUCAUAAUAAUAAUAAUUUAUUAUAUAUCUGUUUAUAGCUUUGAUCAGUUUAAUAGAGUCUUGUCAAAAACUUAGUGGGGUUUUUUUAUUCUAAGGAAGACAACCUUUUAAAAUGACAUUACAAAUGUUUCCUCAAUUGCUUCUCUUGUUAAUUUCAUUUCGUAUUUAUUGUGAUUUGUCUAUUGAUUUAUUUUUAAUUUUUAAAGAAGUAUACAUUUGGUAUUCAUUACUUGUGUAUGUGUGUAUGUGUUACGUGUGUGAAUGUCGUUCGUAUUUGCAUCUAUAAUGUUAUUGUUACAGUAGUUACGCUGAAGUUAUCAAUUG
Molecule: messenger RNA, 2861 nt
Organism: Biomphalaria glabrata
Lineage: Eukaryota; Metazoa; Mollusca; Gastropoda; Planorbidae
Product: 5-hydroxytryptamine receptor 4-like
Exons: 2
Coding region: 522-2174 (550 amino acids)
Biological process (GO): adenylate cyclase-activating adrenergic receptor signaling pathway
Cellular component (GO): membrane
Molecular function (GO): G protein-coupled receptor activity
Source: RefSeq, a predicted model, not a curated record